Messenger RNA from Symbiodinium necroappetens, 522 nucleotides. The record is from the annotation of a GenBank genome assembly. NCBI's taxonomy places the organism in Eukaryota, Dinophyceae, Suessiales, Symbiodiniaceae.
AUGGAAGACUGCGUGGCAGCUAUGCAGAACAAGAAGCCUGACCUGGGCAUCAACAGUGUUGAGGAGUUGAAGCAGUUGCUCCAGAAUUGCGACCAUGAGGGUCGCUUUGCAAUCGAUGAGUACAACCGCGUCCGGAAAGUUGAUCGCGCCGACCGACAGACGGCUGCGCAUCCUGCGUACCCGCCUUCGAAGCCAGCGCCAACGACGACGUGGACCACACAAAAGCAACACAAAACCAGUGGGCCCUUCAAUGCCUUCGCCGGCAGCAAACAAGAACCAGAGGAGGAACACAAGGCCUGGGUGAAGGAGGAGCAGGACCAGGUCGAUUAUGGCGGCGAUGAUGAUGAGGAGGUUGGAAAAAAGAAGAAAGGUCCACCAGGUGUUCCGCCGGGCAGGCAUUGGGAAAUGUACGACGACGAUGGGGUCAGCUGGUGGUACUACGAAGGCCCAAGAGGGAAGUGGUGGAUGCAAGACGGUCAGACGACGCCACAGCCCUGGGACGAAGGAACCGAAGAAUCUUGA